Messenger RNA from Eimeria necatrix, 1992 nucleotides. RefSeq lists its product as hypothetical. Bases 1 to 1992 code for a protein of 663 amino acids. NCBI's taxonomy places the organism in Eukaryota, Apicomplexa, Conoidasida, Eucoccidiorida, Eimeriidae. The record is from RefSeq and is a predicted model, not a curated record. The transcript has a single exon.
AUGCAGCAACUGCCGCUGCAGCGGCAUGACCGCAGGAGUGACUGUGCCGCUCUGGGUCUUGCAGCAGCAGCAGCAGCAGGAGCAGCAGCACUAACAGAAGCAGCAGCAGCAGCACCAGCAGUAGCAGCAGCAGCACUGCCACCAGCUGUAGCAGCAGCCGCAGCAAGCGGCGCUGCUGCAGCACGAGCCUCUCGCCCUCCGCGCAGCAGCUUCACCAAGCAGCUAGCAGCAGCAGCAAAAGAUGCGGAACAGCUCCUUGCUGCUGCUGCAGCAAGAAGGGCCGCAGCACAAAAGCUGCUGCCAUGCCUUUCCGAGCAGCAGCAGCAGCAGCAGCAGCAGCAGCAGCAGCAGCAGCAGCAGCGUCGAACGCGCCACUCCUGCAGCCCUGUGACGGUAGGAGCAGCAGCAGCAGCAGCAGCACGUGCUGCAGCAGCAGAUGACUACGCAGCAGCUGACAGCCGGAGGAGGAGGAGUGCAGGGAUGGCUGCAGCAGCAGCAACAGCAGCAGAAGCAGCAGCAGCAGCAGCGGCAGCAGCAGCACGGUCAGAUUCCAUCUUGCUGGAGCAGCUCGCAGAGCGGCAGCAAAAGCUGCUGGAAAGGCAGCAGCUGCUGCUGCAGCGGCAGCAGCAGCAGCAGCACCGCAUGCUUCUGCGUAAGAGGGACGCCUUCAAUGAGCAGCAGCAGCAGCAGCAGCAACACCAGCAGCAGCAACAGCGCGAGCAGCAGCAGCAGCAGCUAGGCUGGGCAUGGCAGCAGCACCUCGGCACAGCCUCAUACCUGCAGCAGCAGCAGCAGCAGCAGCAGCAGCAAACUCCUGGAUUGUACUGCUACGAAGAGUCGCAUGCCCUAGGAGUUAAGCAGCAUAUGCUGCAGCAGCAGCAGCAGCAGCAGCUUCACGGGUGGGCCCCCAGCAGCAGCAGUAGCCGCAGCACCAACAGCAACAGCAGCAGCAGCAGCAACAGCAGCAGCAGGAGACCCUGGGACUCCAGCUGCUGGCGCAUGCACGGCUGCAGCAGCAGCAAACGCUGCAGCAGCAGCAACAGCGUGGUGCUGCUGACAGAGCCUUCUACCAGGGCAGAGUUAAGUCCAGCAGCAGCAGCAGCAGCAGCAAGUGCUGCUGCAGCUUUCUGCGGCCAUAGUGUGGCCUGCAGCCCUGGAGAGACACCAGCAGCAGCAGCAGCAACAGCAGCAGCAGCAGCAGCAGACAGGACGCCUGGAGGCCGCCACCACCGCAGCAGCAGCAGCAGCAGAAACGGGAGAGAUAGCAGCAGCCCGCUUAGUGCUGCUGCUGCUGCAUACUUUGCUGCAGCUGCGGCAGAUGAUACAGCAGCUGCAGCAGCUUCAACCCCACCGACGGAUUCAGCAGCAGCAGCAGCAGCAGCAGCAGCAGCAGCAGCAGCAACAGGGACGACACCCGCUAGCAGCAGCAGGACGCGACUGAUAAUCAAGCGCAGUCACCUUCCUGCUGCUGCUUCUGCUGCUGCUCCUGGUCCCCCUUCUGCUGCUGCUGCAGCUGCUGCUGCUGCACCUUCUGCAGCACUCGAUGCUCCUUCUGCUGCUGCAUUAGCUGCAGAAGGGAGAGUGAAGAGAGCAGCAGCAGCUGCUGCUGCUGCUGCAACAGAGACAGCAGCAGCAGCCCUUCGGCUGCUGCCGUUCCUGAUGCCUUUUAAAGAAGCACAGCAGCAGCAGCAGCAGCAGCAGCAGCAGCAGCAGCAGCAGCAGCCGUUAGAUGAGCAGCAGAAGUGGGUGGAUCGGCUGCAGGGAGUGCGGUCGCGCAUCGCAGCUGCAGCAGCAAAAGAAACAGAAGCAGCAGCAGCAGCAGCACCAGGAGCAGCAGCAGCAGCAGCAGCAGCAGCAGCAGCAGCAGCAGAAGCCACUGUCUCAAAUCUGCAAAGCCGCAGCCUCCAAAUUGCUGCCUCUCUUCCACCGGAGGUGGGCUACUGCAGCGUGCAGUGCAGAGCCGUGUCUUUGGCUUUCCAUCACCCCAGCUGA